Molecule: messenger RNA, 2376 nt
Organism: Magallana angulata
Lineage: Eukaryota; Metazoa; Mollusca; Bivalvia; Ostreida; Ostreidae
Product: myb/SANT-like DNA-binding domain-containing protein 3
Exons: 5
Coding region: 1537-2328 (263 amino acids)
Source: RefSeq, a predicted model, not a curated record
UUCAAAAAACCAAUUAAAAUUAAAGAAAUUGUGAUUUUAACUUGAAAGUAAUUUAUUUUGAGUUUUUACAUAAAAAAAUGAAAAUGUAGGUGUGUUUCUAAUUAUAUAUGAGUUUAGAAGACAUCUUUAUAAAUUUUGAGACCAAAUAUCACUUCGGGUUUUUAGUGCGAUCAUUUCAAGCGAGCAAAAGUGAAAGUAGAAAAGCAGAAAGUUUCCGGUGAGAAAAAAUACUUCAUUCUAGCAGUGUCCAGCUAUCUUAGAUUAGUUUGCAUUGUAAGGGAAUUGUUUUAGUGUCCGAUAGAUUUGCAUUAAAUUGGAGUAAAUUAAUUUGUCAUGCAUGUGACAUGACUAUAUACCGAAGAUGUAGGUAUGCACUCUUUAACAUGUAGAAGCCUACCAGUACCAUGUUGGUUAGUACUUAAUCCACAAAAUCUAUCUUUGUUUAUCAUAAUCAAAAUUGAAUGAAAUUAUCAGUGAUCAUUUUAAGUAGAUAUUUACUAGUAUUUAUUCAUUCAUACUAUUGAAAAAAUAGAUCAAUAUGUUGGGGUGGGGGGGGGGUAUUGGUCUUUAGGCUGUAUAAAUGUGUUGUGCAUGAAGAUGUAGUUAUUGUUGCCUAUCUGUUCUCUCUUUCUGUAUCUUUCCCCCUCUCUCUAAGUCUGUCUGUCUGUCUGUCUGUCUGUCUCUCUCUCUCUCUCUCUCUCUCUCUCUCUCUCUCUCUCUCUCUCUCUCUCUCUCUCUCUCUCAACAUAUGGCUGCUUUUGAUAUGGAAUUGCAAAUGUUGGGAAUAGUGUUGGAUAAUGUAGAAUUUAAUUCAAAACAUUUCAUUUUAGAUAACAUGUAAAUUGAAAUGGAAGUCAGUCCUUCAAAGAAUAAAACACAACAAUGAGCCACACUUGAUAGUUUUUCAAUACAGACGCAUUUUGCCGGAAAACGAAUCUGACUUCAAACCACGAAAUUUUAACAGGAAAGAGACAAUUUGAUGAGCUUUCAUUGAAGAGGUCCCUCGUUGCUGAACAAAAAUUAGGGCCAGAGCUAUGAACCAUAACGUUAACAUUACCGCCUAUGGAAAAUGCAUUAGUGGACUAUACCCAUAUUGAGCUCCAUGCUGAUAACAUGUAAAUUGAAAUGGAAGUCAGUCCUUCAAAGAAUAAAACACAACAAUGAGCCACACUUGAUAGUUUUUCAAUACAGACGCAUUUUGCCGGAAAACGAAUCUGACUUCAAACCACGAAAUUUUAACAGGAAAGAGACAAUUUGAUGAGCUUUCAUUGAAGAGGUCCCUUGUUGCUGAACGAAAAUUAGGGCCAGAGCUAUGAACCAUAACGUUAACAUUACCGCCUAUGGAAAAUGCAUUAGUGGACUAUACCCACCUGUAGCUCAGGUAACCUUGAUUUAACAGGUGAUCUGAGGAUCAGGUAACCCUGUCUUAAACCUGGCUUAAGCUGUACUCAGGUGAGAAGUAGUUGGGUUGCAAACCUGUGACUCAAGUCUAUCUUACCUGAUUACAGCUUAAGCUUUUCUCAUUCAUUGAAAACAAUGGCAGCAAGACAGAAGUCAGCAAAUUUUUCUGAACUAGAGAAAGAAAUUUUGCUAGAACUUAUUCAUGCUAAGAAGGAUAUCAUAGAAAACAAGCAGAAUGAUGGCAGAAUGGUUAGUAAGAAGAACACAGAAUGGAUAAAUAUUGAGAAGGAAUUUAAUUCAAGACAUGGCGUUAAUAAGAGAACCAUAACCCAGCUGAAAUCUUUAUGGAAAAAUCUUAAAGCCAGAACAAAGUCUGCUGUUGCUAAGGAGAGGAGAGAGAAGAAGAAGACAGGUGGAGGACCAGCUGGGAAAAGCUUAGAUAAAAUUGCCAGCACAAUUUCGGAAAUGCUUCCGCAGCAAAUUAACAGCUUGCAAAAUCAGUACGACGAUGAUGCAAGUCUCCAUGGGGAUGAACCAGAUGAUGACAAUGAAGAUUCAGAUGAUAACGACGAGAUAAUGACCACCAACACAAUUCAGGAGGAAGCGCCGAGAAUGUCAGAAGAGUCUGCUAAACAGCCGCAAACAGCAUCCAUAGCUUCUGCUACCAAACGAAAAGCUGCUGGUCCUGGACGUCAAGACCAAGUCAAGAAUAGGCUCCUGGAAAUGGCAGAAAUAGAACUUUGUAAGAAGAUGACAAUCCUCCAGUUGAAAGAAGACAUUUUGAAAUUAAAGAAACAGAAACUAGAGAAUGAAAUAAAAUUAAGUGAACGUGAUUUGCCUGUGCCUCAACCCAGUACAUGUGGGGGACCCCUGGGUACAAAUUCAAACAACAACAGUGGAUAUUUCUGGCAGCCAUAUGCACAAUAAUUAUUAUUUUGCUUAUAUGCGUACAUUAAAAAUAUGAGAUUAAAACAA